CACAAGUAUAUCAGAUGUGUGACGUGAGUUUGUCUCCACAGUGUUGAGAAGAUCAAAGUGCUGCUGGAUGCCAUCACAGCCAUUUACCAACAGUUCAAGAAGGACAAAGCUGAGAGACGUCUGCCGUACAACGAAGAGCAGAUCCAUAAGUUUGAUAAACAGAAGUUGGUGCUUCAUGCCAGUAAAGCCAGAUCUCUGUUCACUGAGGAGUGUGCUAUGAAGUAUCGUCUGUUCAUCUCAAAGAGUGAGGAGUGGUUCAGGAAGGUUCAUCACAUGAAGAAGCAGCUGAUUGGUCUGUCAGGUCAGCUGAUCAGCAUCGAGAAGGAGGUCACCAUGCUGAUGGAGAGAGCCAUCAAGCUGCAGGAACAUCUGCCUCAGAAGGUUCUUCCUCUGGUGUCCAGUGGGAUGAAGCCUCAGGCUUACCUGAGUCAGAACACUCUGGUGGAGAUGACUCUAGGGAUGAAGAAGCUGAAGGAGGAGAUGGAAGGAGUCGUCAAAGAGCUGGCUGAGAACAACCACUUCUUAGAAAGGUUCGGGACUCUGACGCUGGACGGAGGUCUGAGGGGUUAAAAUAAUCUGAGACUUCUUCUUCUGCAGUUUUGUACAUAUUCUGUGUUUCUGGUGUAAAUAAUCUGAAGAAUGUUGUUGUUCUUCUUCAGACUUUCUGUUAGAAACAACUUUAAACGCAUAUUUUUACCUGAAGAUCAGUGAAAGAACUGUGAAACAGAAACCCUUAAAAGAAACUCUUAAUUAUUAGUUUAACCCUGAAACUACAUCAGACUCCUUCACACCUUAAUGUGACUAAAUCCCUUAAAAACACUGAAGAACGGCAGACUUUAAGGGUUCAUAACUUUCCCCUGAUUUAAAUGUUAACGUGGAAUAUUUAACAUAUAUGUUAAUGAUCUGUCAAUUUGAGAUUUAAGGUGAUUUUAAUGGUUAACCCUUUAAAUGUGUUUUUUAUUCUUUAUAAACCUUUAAACUAUGAAGAUAGUACAAACAAAGAGGUACCUGUAAUAUUAUUUUGUAAAUAUUAAGGUUUUUAAGGGUAGAUUUAUUACAGUCCAUUAAUGUUUUAGUCAGAAUUUAGAUUAAUAAUCUGGUUUAAAUAUCUGAUAACUGAUUAAGAAUCCUUUAAAACGAAUUUGUCAACAAUAAUCCUUUAACCUUAAAAACACCUUAAAAUCAUGAAUACAUUAUUUGUCAAAUAUUUCACUUGAUUGUGUAAAAAAUCUUCAUUUGUUAAAGUCUUAAAGUUAAGAAGAUUUUUAAGGGAUUUACUUUUGUUUUGCACUUUUUCUUUUAAGUAAGGGCAGAUUUAAGGUGUUUGGUGUGUUUAAGGGUUAAUUUAGUCUAUUUUAAGGGACGUUUAAUGGUUUAAGGAACAAAGUAAAGUUAUAGGAACCUUUAAUUUAAACCUUAAAUUAAAGGGCUUAAAAUGUAUCAAUAAUAAUAAUAAAUGAAUUUUCACCUUAAUUGAAAUAUAACAUUCAUGUUCUUUUAUCCAGUUGAACUCUAUACAAAUCCUUUAACGGUGCAUAUAAGAUCCGUUCAACUGUUAGUGGAUCAACUGAAGGCAUCGUAGAGAAUAUUAAAGGUUUAAGAUUACAUUUAUUAUUUAUCAGUCGAGUUCUCGUACAUCAAUAAGCAACAUGAAGAAGACUCUUUUUCUCACCAAGAUGUUCAUGUUUUGUUUUGUCUAUAAUCUGCAUAAAAAUGCUCACAAAUUGUUUAAGAACUUGUAAAUAAAUACAAAUGUUGAAGGA
Messenger RNA from Anarrhichthys ocellatus (wolf-eel), 1763 nucleotides. It is a transcript of the gene tbk1, whose product is annotated as TANK-binding kinase 1. NCBI's taxonomy places the organism in Eukaryota, Metazoa, Chordata, Actinopteri, Perciformes, Anarhichadidae. Bases 217 to 570 code for a protein of 117 amino acids. The transcript has 7 exons. The record is from RefSeq and is a predicted model, not a curated record.